Oryzias melastigma (Indian medaka) is the source of this 5252-nucleotide messenger RNA. It is a transcript of the gene thbs2a, whose product is annotated as thrombospondin 2a. Gene Ontology annotation, biological process: cell adhesion; negative regulation of angiogenesis. The coding region runs from base 526 to 4080 and encodes 1184 amino acids. The transcript is spliced from 23 exons. The record is from RefSeq and is a predicted model, not a curated record. Lineage: Eukaryota; Metazoa; Chordata; Actinopteri; Beloniformes; Adrianichthyidae. Gene Ontology annotation, molecular function: protein binding; calcium ion binding. Gene Ontology annotation, cellular component: extracellular region.
GCAUCUCUUCAUGUUUCUCUGGGGGAUACCUGCGGAUCUCCAGCGCACAGACAGGGAUCUUUACGCACGCGCUGGAGGAGAGAAGGUUUUUGGGGAUGAAGACAUCAAGGUGGGAGACCUAAGGGGAGGGGCCACGUCUCGCAAUGGCACCUUCUGAUCGAGUAGGGAUAAGAAAAUUACGCAAUCGGAAGAUAAUUAUAUAACCCUGUCGCCUAACAACCGGACAUAAAAACUCGCAAACCCCAGAGACUGUGAUUGACGGGCGCACUGCGAGGCUCCGUAUAUAAGAGGAGGGAGCACAGAGCUUCAGUCACUGUUGCGCCUCAGGUCUGCCAGACUGGAUGUAGAGCGCCAAAGCGGACCAAAAAAACCCAUUACGCAGGGGGAGAUACUGGGGAUACCACUGCUAAUUCAAUGGUCCCUGGAUUCGAACCAUCAUAUCAUCCGUAAUCAUUUCAUUUCAUCGUUGCUGGUGGAUGUUUGCUUGAAUUUUGUUCUUUAUCUCUAUUCAAUUGCACAGGAGAAAUGAAACUGUGGAGAAGUCUCUUUUUGUUGUUUUUAUCUGUGUUCCAUCAAGCAACAUCUCAAGAUGAAGAACAGUUGGAUGAGACAUCAUUUGACUUAUUUGAAAUCAGUCGUAUCACACGCAAGACUCUGGGGGCCAAACAAUUUCGGGGCCAAAAUUUAGAUGCUCCUGCCUACCGCUUCAUCCGCUUUGACUAUCUGCCUCCAGUAGACCCCCCCAUACUCAAACAAAUCCUGGAACAGAUCCAGAACAAUGAGGGCUUUGUCUUUGUGGCCAGCAUGCGGCAGGAUCGCACCUCACGGGGCACUCUGGUGGCUCUGGAGGGUCCUGGUGACAGGCGACAGUUCGAGAUCAUAUCCAAUGGACCGGCCAACACUCUGGAUCUGGUGUACUGGAUGGAUGGCUCUCAGAACGUGGUCUCAUUCGAGGAUGUGGACCUAGCUGACUCUCAGUGGAAAAAUAUCACCCUUCACAUUAAUGGGGAGAACGCAAACCUUUUUGUGGGCUGCCACCUGAUAGACAGCUUUGUCCUGGAUGAGCCGUUCUAUGAGCACCUGCGGGCUGAAGGGAGUCGCAUGUAUGUCGCAAAGGGAUCCAACCGAGAAAACCACUUUAGGGGCCUUCUUCAAAGUGUACGUUUCAUCUUUGACACGCCGGUGGAAAACGUUCUCCAGGGCAGAGGCUGUGAGGUCAUAAAGCAAGAUGAUCCCAACAUUGUGAGAGAGAGCACUGAAGUGAUAGACGUGAGCCCCUCCAUCACCACCAACGUCAUAGGUCAGAAGACGGACGACCUUGGCUCGGAUAUGUGCGAACGCUCCUGUGAGGAACUUAGCACCAUGUUCCACGAGCUGAAAGGACUGCGUGUUGUUGUUAGUAACCUCAUCGACGGUUUGCAAAAAGUGACAGAGGAGAACACGGUCAUGAAGGAGGCCCUCGGGAGAAUGAAAGAGACUAAGGAGAAAAACAUGUGCUGGCAGGAUGGUCGCCUGUUUGAGGAUAAGGAAGACUGGGUUGUAGACAGCUGCACCAAAUGUACCUGCCAGGAGUCCAAGAUUGUGUGUCAUCAAAUUACAUGUCCUCCCGUGGCCUGUGCUAGCCCCUCAUUUGUUGAUGGCGAAUGCUGUCCCGUGUGCAUGCCAAUGGACAGUGAAGAUGGCUGGUCCCCGUGGUCAGAGUGGACAGAGUGCACCGUCACCUGUGGGAUAGGAACUCAACAGAGGGGUCGGUCUUGCGACGCUACCAGCAACCCUUGCACCGGACCUUCAAUCCAGACUCGGAAGUGCAGCCUGGGCAAAUGUGAUAGCCGUGUUCGUCAAGACGGAGGGUGGAGUUUGUGGUCGCCAUGGUCGUCUUGCUCCGUGACGUGUGGGGAAGGACAAAUCACCAGGAUACGCCACUGCAAUGCUCCUGUGCCUCAGCUGGGGGGCAAAGACUGUGAGGGCAGCGGAAGGGAGACUCAGAGCUGCACUGCCAAGCCAUGUCCGAUUGAUGGUGGAUGGGGGCCGUGGUCCCCAUGGGCUAGCUGUUCUGCAACCUGUGGAGGAGGCAUAAAGAGUCGUACACGUGAGUGCAACAGCCCUCAACCUCAGCACGGCGGCAAGAAGUGCCUUGGGGAAGCGAGUGACAGUGACACUUGUAACAAGGAGGACUGUCCUAUUGAUGGGUGCCUGUCUAACCCCUGCUUUGCUGGAGUGGACUGCAGCAGCUCUCCAGACGGGUCUUGGGAGUGUGGUCCAUGCCCGGCUGGUUUUCGUGGAAAUGGUACCCAUUGUGAUGACAUUAACGAGUGUGACCUUGUGUCUGACGUUUGCUACAAAGUAAGUGGAACACAGCGAUGUGUCAACACCGAUCCAGGUUUCCACUGCCUGCCCUGUCCAAAGCGAUACAAGGGGACCCAGCCUUUUGGCAUGGGUGUGGAGGCUGCCAAGACAAACAAACAAGUUUGUGAGCCAGAGAAUCCAUGCAAAGACAAAACCCACAGCUGUCACAAAUUCGCAGAAUGCAUUUACAUUAGCCAUUUCAGUGACCCGAUGUACAAGUGUGAGUGUCGAACCGGUUAUGCCGGGGACGGCUUCAUUUGCGGCGAAGACUCAGACUUGGACGGAUGGCCCAAUCAGAACCUUGUGUGUGGAGCCAACACCACCUACAACUGCAAGAAGGAUAACUGUCCUGAUUUACCAAAUUCUGGACAAGAGGACUUAGACAGAGAUGGCCAAGGAGACGCUUGUGAUAAGGAUGAUGAUAAUGAUGGAAUCCAGGAUGAAAGGGACAACUGCCCUCUCCUCUACAAUCCACGUCAGUUUGAUUUUGACAAGGAUGAAGUUGGUGACCGCUGUGACAACUGCCCGUAUGAAGACAAUCCGGCACAGAUUGAUACCGAUCACAAUGGAGAAGGAGACGCCUGUGCAGUGGACAUUGAUGGCGAUGAUAUUCAUAAUGACAAUGACAACUGCCCCUAUGUUUACAACACUGACCAGAAGGACACAGACAUGGAUGGAGUUGGUGACCAGUGCGACAACUGUCCAUUGCUUCACAACCCUGACCAGUCGGAUAUGGACAAUGACCUGGUUGGUGACCAGUGUGACAAUAAUCAGGACAUUGAUGAAGAUGGUCACCAGAACAACUUGGACAAUUGUCCGUAUGUGGCCAACGCCAACCAGGCUGACCAUGACAAGGAUGGCAAAGGAGACGCAUGCGACUACGAUGACGAUAAUGAUGGCGUUCCUGACGACAAAGAUAAUUGUAGACUCACACCCAAUGCAGACCAGGUGGAUUCUGAUGGUGAUGGAAGAGGGGAUGCCUGCAAAGACGACUUUGACAACGACAGCAUCCCAGAUAUCCUAGAUGUUUGUCCGGAGAACAAUGCCAUCAGUGUGACAGAUUUUAGGAAGUUCCAGAUGGUCCACUUGGAUCCGAAGGGAACCACUCAAAUUGAUCCCAACUGGGUGGUAAAACACCAAGGCAAAGAGCUAGUUCAGACUGCCAACUCUGAUCCAGGAAUUGCAGUAGGUUUUGAUGAAUUCAGCGCCGUGGACUUCAGUGGAACCAUGUAUGUAAACACAGACAGAGAUGAUGACUAUGCUGGCUUUGUGUUCGGAUACCAGUCGAGUGGGCGUUUUUAUGUGGUGAUGUGGAAGCAGAUCACCCAGACCUACUGGGAGGACAAGCCAUCCAAGGCUUUUGGCAUCUCAGGCGUUUCGCUUAAGGUUGUCAACUCAACCACAGGCACUGGAGAAAACCUAAGAAAUGCUUUAUGGCACACAGGCAACACUCAAGGACAGGUGCGCACUCUGUGGCAUGACCCAAAAAACAUUGGUUGGAAGGAUUACACGGCAUACAGGUGGCAUCUCAUCCACAGACCAAAGACUGGUUUUAUAAGGGUUGUGGUCUAUGAAGGCAAACAGAUCAUGGCUGACUCGGGACCCAUUUACGAUAAGACUUUUGCAGGAGGGAGGUUAGGCUUGUUUGUCUUUUCGCAGGAGAUGGUUUUCUUUUCCGACCUCAAAUAUGAAUGCAGAGAUAAGCCGGAGUUCCCUACAGUGUUCACAAGAUAAAUGAACAAAGGUGGGGGGACAGUUCCAAAAAGGCAAAAGAGAAGACUCCUUAGCAGUAAACCUCACUGCCGAGGCUGUUUCAGCGUCAGUAUGAGACUUUGCACAUUUGCAUGCUUUGCCUUGAUCCAGUAACUGAAGGAGAUAUGAAAAAAGAUUUCCUGCUCACUUGUCAAUUCUUCUUUGACACAAAUUUUUAUGAGAGUGGAUAUAUUUUUAAAAGCAUCUCAAAAAAGCAAUUAUAUUAAGUGUACUUACUCUACUUUUUAAGUUGUUUUGCAACCACUUACAAGAUGUUUCCACGCAAUUAAGAGAGACCCCAUUUGUUGCUUUUUUAAAAUCUUUUACAAAUUAUGUAAAAUAAAUAUGGACCAAAGCUAGAAUCAUCAAUAUUUUCCUGAUUUUUUCUCAUCCCAAUUGUUAUUUUUAAUGCUGAGUUCCAAAGAUGUUUAUAAUAAGUCUGUACUAUAAUUUCUUUUUGUAAAUUAUUUAAGCCUUGCCUUUUUGUUUUGUUUGUUGACAUUUUUUUGCAAGAUUGUAAAUAAUUUAUUUAUUUGUGUACACUGACUCAUAUAUAUGAAUAUCAAAAAUGACAAGAAAACACAUUACCGUAUUUUUGUUUGUUUGUGUGUGUAUUCUGACAUAGCGCCCUGCUAGAUUUCAAAUCUAACAAAUAUAUUGUUACGUUUUGUUUUUUUUGUUUUUUUUAAUUAUGUCUAGAAACCAUUUUCAUUGUUGAGUCUCAUCACCCUCAGAGCUUUGACUCAACAUUUAAGAAAAAGAAAUCAAAUAUAUAUCUGGAAUGUUUGUCUUUCAUGUUCUUUUCAGCUCUGAGUAUCAAAUGAUUUAUCAACACCUGAGAGUCUGAGGUUCAACAGUCAGCAUUUUAAGUGUUGGAUUUGUGACGACUAAAAUUAGAUUAAAAUAAAUAAAAUUAGAAUUUUUCAUAGAGUUAUGAAUAUCAAUAUGGUUAAUCUUUACACAGGAGAAGCGUCCAGAAGGUCUAUGAUGGAGUGACUGUACAGUGUGGAUUGCUGCUGCCUUUUGUUUUAGGUUCUAUCUUUUUUACAAAAAAUGCCCAUAAAUGUUUUGUACACUUAUGUCUUUUAAUACCCAUUUUUUCAGAUAAAGAUGGAUGAAAUUUUCUUUAUUAAUAAACAAAAACUUCUGUACUA